AUGCCAAAGGUUAGAGUCUUGUUCGUUGACUGCCACCCGAAACGCCCACAAAAGGAUCGCGAGCUGAACGAGGCCGAACGCAGGGCCCAUGCCGCCCGCGAGACACACCGCAAAAGGCAGGCUCAGAGGGACAGAGAUCAGCCACGCCGUAUCACAUCCCCAACCAGUCAAUCCAUCCUCUACAAGCCAGACCCCUUCGAGACGGCCUCGGUCAAAAUCGACAAUGCCGUAGCUGGCUUACUCCACUACUAUGUCUACUUUUAUCAUCCCACUAUAUGGCCUAAUGAAAUGACAGUCCUUCGUCAGGGGCUGUACACGUUCAAAAGUGCCGUCAACUGCAUCAUGCGGACAGUUGUCGAGGACAGGCUCACUAUGUACUGUCUGCUAAGCGCCGCUGCGUCUCGACUCCAGUUUAUUGAUCGCCUUCCCUGCUCACAGGUGGUCGGGAAAGAGGGCUACUACAUGCGCAACGCGCUUCAAUUAUUGCGCUCCCGGAUUGACGUGACUUCUUUCCAGACGUCCGAACAGCUAAGACAGUUACUGAUUUGCAUCAUGUUUUUGACGUCAGCCGAGUGCUACCGCGACGAUGUGUCAGCAGCGAAAACACACCUGCAGGCUGCUGUCGACCUCCUCGAACGGAAAGGCGGGCUCAGGGCCAUAGAGGACGAGAACUUGCGGGGCCAGCUCGCGAUGGCUGAUCUCUAUCUCGCCUGUGUCAAGCUCAAGCCUUGUCUGUUCGAAUGUGACUACGACCCGGGCCCAGCUAGCGUUCUCGAUUUGAAGAAUCACGAAUUGUCCUCUGUACGGAGCGAGGGCACAGCAAUUUCCCUGCUGGACAGAGACACCGCCAUGGUGCCAUCGGGCCUGAGAGCAGUGAUCGAGCAGUUGGUUCAGUCGUACAGCGUCAAGAGUCGCCUACACAUCUCUUCAAUGUCGGCGUCACGAGCUAUGCAAGUCACCCACUGGAUCACCACACGCAACAUGGCAAUCAGAAACAGGCUGCUGGCACUGACAACGCAAGAUGCUAGAGUUCACGCUCUAAGGACGGCAAUCAUCAUGUGGACCCUACUUGCGAUGAACGUGACGGGGCGCGCAAAAACCGUCAAGGUGAUGGCGCCAAUGCUGAAGGCGAUACUGUCGCAAAUACCAAAUUGUGGCUGGGCCGGCGGCGAAGACAUCAGGUUAUGGAUCCUGCUCGUUGGGUUCUCAUGCGCAGCCGAGGCCAGCGACGUGUCAGAGUGGUACGCGGAGCAAUGCUAUGGCUUUGCUAACAGCUGGCUUAGAGGCUGGACGGACCUGACUCAAGACUGGAACGAGGGCCGUCUUGCAGAGAGGCUGGAGGACUUCCAGCGGGGCUUCUUCUUCGACGCGCCUGUGCAGAGACCUCGGACGCAAAAACUCGUCAAGCGUUUGGAACUCAAAACACUCGAGAACAAUGCAUCAACAAGGUCAUGA
This is a messenger RNA of Cladophialophora psammophila CBS 110553, 1455 nucleotides long. RefSeq lists its product as uncharacterized. The coding region runs from base 1 to 1455 and encodes 484 amino acids. The record is from RefSeq and is a predicted model, not a curated record. The transcript has a single exon. NCBI's taxonomy places the organism in Eukaryota, Fungi, Ascomycota, Eurotiomycetes, Chaetothyriales, Herpotrichiellaceae.